CCGCUACCCUUGUAAUCAGAAACAACUUGGACCAGAGACGCACUGAACUCAACUGGCCGUGAAAAGCAAACUCUGGUCGGAAAACGCAGGCAGAGUUAGCCGUCGGCCGCCAGCAACAGCGAGAAAAUCAUCAAAUUUUAUUUUCCAGAUUGUACUUCCCCUCUCUUCUACCGUCUUUCGUUGACCCUUUCUUAAACCCUCCGUUGGUGGUUGCAGUACAAUAUGGGGGAAGAAAAGCAACACAGUAUUCCCGCUUUGCCAUGGAUGCGAGACCCCGUCGACGUCACUCUCUCUCAACAACUUCCCCUCCAUUCCGUCCCUUCUCUCCACCCUAAGUUGAAAUUAGCCUUAGAGGAAAUGGGAAUCACGAACCUAUUCCCAGUGCAAGUCGCAGUUUGGCAUGAAACCGUUGGUCCCGGUAACUUCGACCGUGACAUUUGCGUUAACUCACCAACUGGAAGCGGCAAAACCCUCGCCUACGCUCUCCCCUUAGUUCAGAUGCUAUCAAGCCACGUCACCAAAUGUAUACGCGCAUUGGUUGUGGUCCCCACUCGUGACCUUGCUUUGCAGGUAAAAAAAGUCUUCGACGCCGUUGCUUCUCCGUUAGGCCUUCGCGUUGGUUUGGCCGUUGGUCAAUCUUCUGUAGCCGAUGAAAUUUCGGAGCUCGUUGAAAUGCCUGCACGUGAGAUUGGCACGUGUUAUGAUCCGCAAUGUGUUUCGCUUCCUCGGUUUCAGAGUAAGGUUGAUAUAUUGGUAGCUACUCCUGGUAGGCUUAUGGAUCACAUUAAUACUACUAUAGGAUUCACGCUUGAACAUCUUUAUUAUCUUGUGGUUGAUGAAACAGAUAGACUGCUUCGUGAGGCAUACCAGUCAUGGUUGCCUACUGUGCUCGAACUGACCCAAUCCAAGGAUGACGGUUUUUUCCAAUCGGCUGAUUCAUUUUUCCCCUGUUCUGUUGGUGCAUUAAGAACAAGAAGAAGAUGUGGAGUUGAGAGGGGGUUCAAGGACAAGCCUUAUCCCAGGCUAGCAAAGAUGGUUCUAUCUGCGACAUUAACUCAGGAUCCAGGCAGGCUUAUUCAGCUGAAUUUACAUCACCCUUUAUUAUUGAAAGCUGGACAAAUGCGAUAUCGGCUCCCCGAAAAUUUAGAAUCUUAUAAACUGAUUUGUGAAACAAAGGUCAAACCUUUGUAUUUAAUUGCCCUUCUGAAAUCCCUGGGAGAAGAAAAAUGCCUAGUUUUUACAAAAUCUGUGGAUUCAACACAUCGUCUCUGCAAAUUGCUGAAUUGUUUUGAAGAUCUGCAAAUUGAUAUCAAGGAGUAUUCUAGUCUUCAACAUCAACGUGUUCGAAGCAAGACAUUGAAUGAAUUUCGGAAGGGAAAGUUUCAAGUGCUUGUAUCUUCUGAUGCGUUGACACGUGGAAUGGAUGUUGAAGGGGUAAGAAAUGUCAUUAAUUAUGACGUGCCCAAAUACAUAAAAACUUAUGUUCAUCGGGCUGGUAGGACUGCGAGAGCGGGACAUACUGGGCGUUGCUUCACAUUGAUGUCUGAAGAUGAGGUUGGACGAUUUAAGAAGUUGAUGCGAAAGGCUGAGGGUGGUUCUUGUCCUGAGCAUUUUGUUCCAUCCAGUUUAAUUGAGGCACUCAAUACUACCUACCAAUCAGCACUGACAAAAUAUAAGGAGAUAAUUUCAAAGACACAAAAGAAACCCAAGGAUUAGAAUCUUCUCAAUUGAGCAAAGAGAAUGAAAAAAAAACAUUCACGGGAAUAGGUUAUUCAUGAACACACAAGGGAAAAUCAUGUCAGCUUCAUAACAUCAAAGUAACCCCUUGAAAAAUUCAACUAACAAUGGGAGUUCUACAAUGGAAAUGACAGGCUGAAAUCUUCUGGCACGAACUCACGUUUUGGGAAAUAUUCCUAAUGGGGUUUGUUUUCUCGUAUUUCUUGAGGUAUUUUUCUACUAGUUUGAUUAAUUAUCUGACAGGGUAAGAUGUAUGAGAUAAACAAUUUUGUAUCAAUGACAAUGGCAAAUAUUCAUCCAAAUCUAUAGGAAAUAUAUACAAUCAAUUUCACGAGUCAAA
Molecule: messenger RNA, 2077 nt
Organism: Cicer arietinum (chickpea)
Lineage: Eukaryota; Viridiplantae; Streptophyta; Magnoliopsida; Fabales; Fabaceae
Product: DEAD-box ATP-dependent RNA helicase 1
Molecular function (GO): nucleic acid binding; ATP binding
Source: RefSeq, a predicted model, not a curated record